Molecule: messenger RNA, 1137 nt
Organism: Trichosporon asahii var. asahii CBS 2479
Lineage: Eukaryota; Fungi; Basidiomycota; Tremellomycetes; Trichosporonales; Trichosporonaceae
Exons: 5
Coding region: 1-1137 (378 amino acids)
Molecular function (GO): nucleotide binding
Source: RefSeq, a predicted model, not a curated record
AUGGCUCCCUUCACUCUCCGCUGGGGCAUCAUCGCCACCGGUGGCAUCUCCACCCGCUUCUCUCAGGACCUGCUGGUUAACCCCGCAACUCGUAACGCCAACGACGUUACGCACGCCAUCGCUGCCGUUGGCUCGCGCAGCACCGAGUCUGCCCAGAAGUUCCUCGACAAGCUCAAGCAGAGUGACGGCCCGAGUGCCUGGGGCGUCAAGAACGGUGUGCUCGAGAACGCCAAGGCGUGCGGUAGCUACGACGAGGUCUUCUCUGACCCUAACGUUGACGCCGUGUACAUUGGCACUCCCCACACCUUCCACUACGAGAAUGCCAAGGCGGCGCUGCAGGCGGGCAAGCACGUGCUGUGCGAGAAGCCCUUCACGUUCGACGUCUCGGAGCUCGAUGAGCUGAUCGCGCUUGCCAAGGAGAAGAAGCUCUUCCUCAUGGAGGCUGUCUGGACCCGCUUCCACCCCAUCGCGUACGCUGUGCAGGACGUGCUCAAGUCGGGCCGCCUCGGCAAGGUGCACCGCAUGUUCGCCGACUUUUCGAUGAACUUUGAGCCGGACACCCGACCGGACUCGAACCGCAUGAUCGACCCGAAGCAGGGCGGCGGCUCGCUGCUCGACAUGGGCCCUUACCCGAGUGUGUGGGCGAUGCUCGCGCUGCACCAGCACCCGGACAACAAGGACAAGAACCCGCGCGUCGUCUCGAGCUACCAGCGCAUCUACCCGCGCUCGGGUGUUGAUGCCAUGUCGCACUGGAUCGUGGACUGGAAGGACUUUGCGCAGUGCCGUUGCCUGACGGACAUGACGACGAGCGGAUACACGGACGCGACGGCGGUCAUCUCGUGCGAGGAGGGCGACCUCAUCAUCCCUUACCCGCCCUGGCGUCCCGAGAGCUUCCACAUCGUGCCCCACCCGGCCGACGAGCCGCAGGGCAAGAUCACGAAGCGCGAGACGCACGAGUACAAGGUCGCCGAGGGCGGGGGCAUGCACUACGAGGCGGACGAGGUCGCGCGCUGCGUCCGCGACGGCAAAACGGAGAGCGAGCGCAUGCCCCUCGCCGAGUCGCGCAUCACGCAGGUGUGGCUCGACGACGUGCGCAAGGCCGGCGACACGGUGCUCAAGAACGGCGUCCCCAAGUAG